AUGAGAGGUAUCCUACCAGGGAGACCCAGGUCCGGGCUCCAAGCUUUGGCGACAGGCUUCUGGGGGUCAAGACAAUAUACUGUAUACAUCACGGGCAAUGCCUUCGCCAUCCUCGACGGCCCUGAACAACUUGUCCAAACAGUCUACGACGACGACGAAGCAGCUCUUCUUGCUGUAGCAUUCGACGAAUUUUCGGGGAAAAUAGCAACAUGCACGGGGUCAGCCGUUCGAGUCUACAAGCCUUUGGGACACGCAGAGGACGCACUCAAGUGGGGACUGCAGUCGUCGUUCCUAAUCCAAACAAGCGAAACAGAUCCUUGUCUAUCAUGGGGAGCUUCAGAAGAGCUCCUUGUCGCCGCAUCGACCCUGCGUCUAUACCUUACAACCUCAGCAGCCCCGUCAACCGUCCAUAUUGCCACAAUCACUUCAGAGCAGAAGGGCAUUGUGUGGCAACUCGACUUGCCACCAUACAUGGCGCCAGAUGCAGCCUCUCAGGAGGGCUCGCGUGAAGCGACUCUCAUGGAGUUCUGCAGAUUUGAGCUGCGAAAUAUCGAGGGGCUUGCUUAUGUAUUGCCUGUUGAUCCCGCAGGGUCUUCCCCGAUUACGACUGGUUUCUUGGAUGUGUUUGCGAAGGACGUUGCCAUUUCCUACACUCAAGUGGCUGUCAACCUGUUGUUCGGAGACUGGUCUUGCAAACCCAGCGCUCGCGAACAUAUUGACGACUAUCUCGGCAUGAAACUUGAUGUGUUUUACAUGGACACGGUUUCGUCGGGAAAGGUGGUCAAGCAGCAAUCCGAUUCCUAUUUAAAUCGCGGUGCCUCGGAUGAUCCAAUGCAAGAAACCUUCACGGAGGAUGUUGCUGCGGCUAUUAAUGAGCGACUGACCAAGGUCGGUCUCCCACAGUUGUCAGGACAAGAGCAAAUGCAACUAGCCGACAUCAUUGAUUGUGUAGGCUUGGUCGACAAACACCGUCGCUCAUUAGACGAGGAUGGUGCUAGGUUCAUGCUCUUCCUUCGCCAACACGCCUUGCGCAAAGGGCGUAUUAGCGAGAUCAAUAUUUCUUGGCGGGAGAUCGUGUGGGCAUUUCAUUCUGGCAGCCAGGACAUUCUGGUGGAUUUUGUGAUACGACAGUAUCAUGGGUCGCUUCUUUGGGAAAGUGCCAGGGAAAGUGGUAUAUUCAUGUGGCUGACUGACACUAAUGCUAUGAGGGCCCAGUUCGAGAUCAUCGCUCGGAAUGAGUAUACCAAGAGCGAGAUGAAAAACCCAAUUGACUGCAGUCUCUACUAUUUAGCUUUGAAGAAGAAAACUGUUCUUCAAGGGCUUUGGCGCAUGGCAAGCUGGAACAAGGAGCAAGGCGCCACACAACGCCUGCUGGCCAAUAACUUCGAAGACCCGAAAUGGCGAACGACGGCACUUAAGAAUGCAUACGCAUUGUUGAGCAAGCGCAGAUUUGAAUAUGCAGCGGCAUUCUUUCUCUUGGCGGACCAUCUAACAGACGCUGUCAAUGUUUGUCUGCACCAGCUCAAGGACUUGCAACUUGCUAUUGCCAUCGCCCGAGUGUACGAGGGUGACAACGGUCCAGUCCUUCGGAAGCUCCUCGAGGACGAAGUCCUCAAUGUCGCAGCUCGCGAGGGGAAUCGCUGGCUUGCCUCGUGGGCGUUUUGGAUGCUCGGUCGCAAAGAUAUGGCCGUCAGGUCGCUGAUUACGCCCGUAUACACUCUUCUAGAGACCCCGGUCGUACCCGACUUGAGGUCUAAGUUGUUCCUGACCGAUGACCCAGCCUUGGUAGUGCUCUACUCGCAGCUUCGACAGAAGACCUUGCAGACCCUUCGAGGAGCAUCCAAAGUAACCCCUCGGAUUGAAUGGGAGUUUGUUCUUCACAGUGCCAAGCUGUUUGAUCGGAUGGGCUGCGAUCUUCUUGGUCUGGAUCUUGUCCGUAACUGGGAGUUCCCUCAGCCGGCAGCAACGACAGGAUCCUUGCUUGGAGGCGAGGCCAACCCGCUGAAACUUCUGAGGAGGCGAAGUUCUCUCGUGGUGGAUGACAUGCCUUUUUCAAGCUUGCGCAACGAGACGGGAUGGGUCAGUACCAUGACCAUGCCGGCUAGUUUGAUGGGCUUUGGUUUAUUUCGGUCACUUGCGCGCCACCUAAGUUUCCCAUUCAGUCCGGUCGAGAAUGUUCUCGUCCAAACAGUAGCUGGAAGUAUGGCUAUCAUGCCACUGGGCUGUGGUUUCGUAGGAGUGCUGCCAGCGAUGAAUUAUCUCCUCACGCCCGAAGAGCAGGGGCCGAUCACCCUCGAGGCAUGGAGACUCAUUGUAUGGUCUCUUGGUCUCUGCUACUUUGGUGUUGUAUUCGCUGUGCCCCUACGACGACAAGUCAUCAUUCGCGAAAGGCUACGUUUCCCAAGUGGCUUCAGCACAGCGGUCCUCAUCGGAGUGCUCCACGGCAAAGACAAGCCGGCGACAUCGUCCGAAGUAGACUCGCCGGCAGCUGGUGGCUUUGCGAGCCUUGUGCCACCUGCUGACGACGAGACCGAUGAUGCUUCAGAGGAUGCUCCAUCCACGACCUGGGCGGAGAACGUGCGCCUGCUCGCGACAUGCUUCGUAGUAUCAGGGGUCUACACACUCUGUACAUUCUUUUUUCCCUCCAUCCGCAACAUCCCGAUUUUUGGCACCGCUAUAGCUCAGUCAUGGCUAUGGACGCUUAAUCCCAGCCCUGCCUAUAUUGGACAAGGAAUCAUCAUGGGCCCAGAAACAACACUACAUAUGUUGCUGGGUGCUUUUGUCGGCUGGGGCAUUUUGUCGCCACUGGCUAAGUCACGGGGCUGGGCCCCGGGCGCGGUCGGCGACUGGGAGACUGGCAGUAAAGGCUGGAUUCUGUGGACUUCUUUGGCCAUCAUGCUCGCAGAUGCUGUGGUCAACCUAGCACACCUGGUUGUUCGGUCGCUGUUCUCCCGCUUGAACAUCAAUAAGCCCCCCGUCACGCUACGCAGUAGCUUGCGUGGCGUCUGGUCGUUGGCGACAGGUGGUCCGCGCCAGUAUUCAAGGAGAUAUUCCGCCCUCCAAUCGGAAGACUACGACGAUAACGAUCCUCUCCUCGGUCAAAAUGCAUCAUCUGAGUCUUCUGGGUCUGGGGACGGUUCCCGGGACCGUCACAUUUCAGUUGGGGAGGAUGUGGAGGACGCGCCGCCAGAUCAACAAGUUGGCGGCAAGACGGUCACAGUCGGCCUUUUCGCGUCAAUUUUACUGUGCGUAGUUGCCGUACGCAUUGUCUUUGGCAAUCUCGUUCCACUCUAUGCCAACAUUGCCGCAGUACUACUAGCACUUGUCCUCAGCAUCAUGGGGGUAAGAGCGCUUGGUGAGACCGAUUUGAAUCCGGUUUCGGGAAUCAGCAAGCUGGCACAGUUGUUCUUCGCCAUAAUCAUCCCACAGUCUCACAAGACCAGUGUUCUAAUCAACCUUGUCGCCGGUGCCGUGUCCGAGGCGGGAGCUUUACAAGCUGGGGAGCUGAUGCAGGACUUGAAGACGGGACACUUGCUAGGUGCGGCACCACAAGCGCAGUUCUACGGUCAGAUCAUUGGGGCCACGGCUGGUGCUGUAGUUAGCGCUUUUGUGUAUCGACUUUAUACCGCCGUCUACCCAAUCCCCGGUAGCCUGCUGCAGGUGCCGACAGCUUACGUAUGGAUAUUCACAGCAAGAUUGGUGACAGGCGAAGGCCUGCCAAAUAUGGCGCGAGAGUGGGCAACUGGCUUUGGUAUUGUCUUUGCAAUUACAACUGCUAUCAGGGCUGCUGUUCCGCCCGAAAAAGGCUGGAGGCCAUUCAUCCCCGGCGGGAUUGCUGUUGCCGUCGGCAUGUAUAAUGUUCCAUCUUUCACGCUCGCGCGAGUUUUGGGUGGUCUGCUCAACUGGUACUGGUCCUCUGGUCGAUUCGGUAGUGGACAAGGUCGAUCAAAAACGUCUCUCAUCGUCCUUGCAUCUGGCUUUAUCCUCGGCGAGGGAUUCCUCAGCGUCGUAAAUCUGAUCCUGCAAACUCUCAGUACGCCUUCUUCGAGCUGA
Messenger RNA from Verticillium nonalfalfae, 4053 nucleotides. RefSeq lists its product as uncharacterized. Gene Ontology annotation, molecular function: oligopeptide transmembrane transporter activity. The transcript is spliced from 17 exons. The record is from RefSeq and is a predicted model, not a curated record. The coding region runs from base 1 to 4053 and encodes 1350 amino acids. Gene Ontology annotation, cellular component: RAVE complex. NCBI's taxonomy places the organism in Eukaryota, Fungi, Ascomycota, Sordariomycetes, Glomerellales, Plectosphaerellaceae. Gene Ontology annotation, biological process: vacuolar acidification.